Daldinia loculata is the source of this 2974-nucleotide messenger RNA. RefSeq lists its product as uncharacterized. Lineage: Eukaryota; Fungi; Ascomycota; Sordariomycetes; Xylariales; Hypoxylaceae. Gene Ontology annotation, cellular component: cytoplasm. The record is from RefSeq and is a predicted model, not a curated record. The coding region runs from base 510 to 2465 and encodes 651 amino acids. The transcript has 7 exons.
UGUUCGUUUGGUCACUUUAGGACUAGACUAAGCUUCUUAGGGAAGUAGGUCUGGCCGCACUGGGACAAACUGCUAUGUAGGUAAAUGGGGCAAAAGACCUGCAAGGCGGGGCAAUUUCGUAAGCUGCACUUUUCAGCUUCUAUCGGCGCUUUUGGCAUUUUUGGCAUUUUAGCAUUUUCUAUCUGAUCUUAUUUUUUUAUAUUUUAAUUUAAUUUUCUACAUUUGUACGUUCUAGGUAAUUUCUAGACUCUUUCCAGACUUGCCGGUAUCGUCCGAUUCCGAUUCCAUUAACCCAAUUUGUUGGCUUUCCACUACCUACCGUAGCCUACCUUGGAUAAGCCAAUUCCUCCAACUAGCAGAAGUCAAAUCAUGACGGCGAAGACGCUUCGCCUACGACAUCCGACUUGAGAAUGGGGUAAAAACAUGGGUGGGCUGCGCCGAGUUUGUUCAAAGGCACUAAGCAGCAUCGUCACCAAGCAGCAGACAAGCUAUAUACAAAAGGCAUAACCAUGAUGGACCCCGCCUCCGUAUCUUUCCCACAACCGCCGCCGCCGCCGCCAACACAGCAGCAGCAGCAACACCACCACCACCACCACCAACAGCAAACGUCUCAACCACCUCCUCCAGGAACCGAGGCUCCGCUGUCGCACGAACUUCACCAUCAUAACCAUCACCCUCAACAGUCGCAUCACUUCCGUGUCCCAACCCUUUCGUCGCAUACGAGCCUCGAUCUGUCCACUCUCGAUCCUACCGAUCCUGUUUUCCAACAACACCUCCAACGCCUACAAGUCGUAUCCACCAUCCCCGUCGUCCAGGGCGAAUAUACUUCGCAUGUCCAAGAUAAUUUCGAUAAUGAGCCAAAUGCGACUCACACGCUCCAGCGCUCCCAUAACGAAACGACCUCCGACAUCCGCCGAACUCCACGUCAACACCAUGCUUCUCUCCCUUCAUCGUCGCGCUCGGCGCCGCCUGCCUCCAGUCAAUUCGGCAUCCUAACACACAAUGGCAUGUCUCCAACUUCUAUUUCUCAGCUUCAACAAGAUGAGGACAUGUUCAUCCAAUCGGCGCAAGUCAAUUCCUCAGCUGCCGAAUCCUCUGAGCCGAGACCCCAUGGUCAAUUGGUUAAUAGGAUAGUCGUUGACCCACCCGAUCUUCAAGCUUGGCGCGAGAAGCUAUUUAAUGUCGACGAUACGAUUAUCUUGACCAAUGACCAAUUCGAGACAUACUUUCCCCAUAUCGAUAAUGUUUACUCACAUCGUUCCACCCAAAAGUACAAGCGCAAGCCUUUUAUAUCGCAUUACUGGGAUUGCCGAAUGAAGGGACGACCACCAGGAACGCCCAAAUCGGAUGACCCUUCCAAGAAGAAGCGCAAGCGGAGCGCGCGCGAGAGAGAUCUAUGCGAUGUUAAAAUCAAGAUUACCGAAUACUUUCCGGGAGCGACGAUCCUACCCGGUGACGGGGACUCGAACCUCAAUUUAGCUUCGCCGAGUGUUUAUCAAUCUCCACAACAGCCGAUGUUUAACGACGGUCUACCACGGCCUAUGGAUGCUCAUCUCAACGGAGAGAAAUUCUGGACAAUACAAAGAGUCAAUGGCAAUGGCGGGAACGGUAAGGGCGACGGUGUCGCUGGUCCUCACAAGCAUAGCCUAGAGAAGAGCGAUGAGAUCAAGAAGUCAACCGUACAGAGGUAUAUUGCCUCGCAAGAGAAAGAAGCAAAGAAGAUUCAGAAGCCUUUACCUAGGAGGAUGUCAGGAGCUGCACUUGCAACCGCAAAAAAGCACUCGAAGGAGCACGAAUUAAAACUCUAUGCUGCUUGCUUUUGCCCCUUUUCACAGAGAGUAUGGAUUGCUCUGGAAGCGAAGGGUAUGCAGUAUCAGUAUUGCGAGACAGACCCAUUUAAGCGCCCAACCCAGUUGCUAGAAGCAAACCCACGAGGCCUAGUUCCAGCUAUUCGUGAAGGCGACUGGGCCAGCGGUGAGAGUGCCAUCAUCUUGGAAUAUCUUGAGGAUCAUAACCAAACGGUACCCCUCUCUCCCACAGACCCUAGAUUAAAGGCAAACUGUAGACUAUGGAUCGACCACAUCAAUGCAAGGAUAGUUCCGGCUUUCUUCGCUCUCGCUAGGGCUACCGAUUUCACAAAGCAAUCAGAAUAUGCGGAGAGGCUUCGGAGUGAGAUAACGGCUCUUGUUCAAGCUGCUAACGACAGGGGGCCAUACUUCCUCGGAGAAGAUCUAUGCCUUGUAGACAUUCAUUUUGCUCCCUUCGUCCUCCGUAUGUCCCGCAUACUCCGAGAGCUCCGUAACUGGGGCGAUCCCGUGCCGGGAACACGUUGGCAACAGUGGACUGAGGCCCUCGAGCAGAACCCACAUGUUCAGGCUACAACUAGCCAGAAGGAGCUCUAUAUCGAGACCUUGGACCUCUUCCUUAAUAGCCGUCAACCCCACGGCGAUCAGUUCGGAUCAUAAUAUAAUAACGGGAUAUAUCAUCGUCGCUACAUACUCUUCUACAUACAUAUUAGGUACUUACAUACGCGCAUAAAUACGAGGGGUUGUUAUCGGAUUCGAGGAGCAUAUACGGUACAUACCAUAUCAUACCAUACACAACAGGACCAGGCAACCCGCUCAGGCUUCUUUGUUUUCUCUCCCAGUUUUUUCUCCCUUCCCCUUUUAGGACGGAGCUCAUUCCGAGUACUUCAAAAGGGGUAACAUGGGAUCGGAGUUCGAGUGGUCUGGAUCUUCCCCGUUUUGGGAGCCAGACAUCGUUAGAUACUAGUAGGUCGUACAUAUUGCAUGGUCAUAUUCAGCGCAUACAUACAUUAAGCCAGGGGUGGGUGGGCAGGUGGACCUGGGUAAAGUGUGCAUAGAGGCUUUGUUUACUGCCAUUGCACAUUCUUUAUAGGAUCGAUACAUAUAUACAUAUAAACAUAUUCUUGAAAUUGCUAUGUCUUGGUGAUAAUAUGUGGUCUGGUUGUUAU